Phyllotreta striolata is the source of this 1461-nucleotide messenger RNA. Lineage: Eukaryota; Metazoa; Arthropoda; Insecta; Coleoptera; Chrysomelidae. The record is from the annotation of a GenBank genome assembly.
AUGCAGCCUAUUGACGAGCAGAGGGAUUUUAACUAUCAAAAGCCUACCGACUUUUUCGGCGUCCGGCACAUUCAGUAUGUGAUGAUGUUCAUUAUUGUCAACAUAGCUUAUGGAACAAGGACCAUAUUAAGUAUUGCCAUAUUUCCUAUGACCAGGAAGUCAGUCGAUAACCAAGGGAUACCUUCGUAUCCAGAAUGGGAGGAGCACAAGAACAUAAUGCUCUCGUCGUUCUUUUGGGGCUACAUUUGCUUCCAAGUAGUGGCAGGCCAGUUCAUCAAAAAAUGGGGGCCCAAGUGGUUCUUCGGCGGUGCCAUGUUCAUAAAUGCCUUAUUUUGCGCUCUAGUCCCUCCAGUUGGUGCCGCGACCGGAUACAUCGGCGUUAUAGUCUGUCGAAUUAUCACAGGAUUGACUCAAGGAUUCAUGUUUCCAUCGGUGCAUUGUCUGAUCAGCUCGUGGACUGCUCCUCAGGAUAGAGCCAAAAUCGGGACAUUUGUUUACGCAGCUGGACCUUUGGGAAACGUAAUUGCUUUUCCUCUGGCAGGAUUGAUAUCAGAUUCGAGAUUCGGUUGGCCGGCAGUUUUCUAUUUAUACGGAGCUUUGGGUAUGCUAUGGGGUCUUGUGUAUUUCAUUGUCGGCUCAGACUGCCCGUCCAAACACAAAACCAUUACUUUAUCGGAGAGACAAUAUAUUGAACAACAACAGGUCGUUUCCGAUGAAAAAGAAGAAGUUCCAACGCCUUGGUUGCAUAUUUUCAUGUCACCGCCAUUUUGGGCCAUUCUGAUCGCUCAUUGCGGUCAAAAUUUCGGUUUUUGGACUCUGCUGACGGAGAUCCCAUCUUAUUUGAAGGAAAUUUUGCAAUUCGAUUUGAAGUCCAACAGCACGUUAUCAUCUCUACCUUAUUUAGUAAAUUGGAUAUUAAGUUUGUUCAUGGGACCGAUAGCGGAUUAUCUAAUAACCAAAGGUUAUGUAACAACUGGAACUAGCAGGAAAAUAUUCAAUAGCAUCGGCAUGUUUAUACCAGCAUUAUCCCUAAUAUGCUUAACUUUCGUGGGUUCUGAUAAACCAACGGCAGCUAUAUUUUUAUUAACUACAGCUGUAGGCUUCAAUUCAGCUAUUUAUUCUGGUUACAACGUGAAUCAUAUAGAUUUAUCGCCGAUACAUGCAGCUACUUUAAUGGCAUUGACCAACAGCAUAUCUAAUAUCUUCUCGCUGGUGUCCCCGCUCAUCGUGGAUCUCGUAGUUUUAAUUACGGGAUACCAAGAGACUGAAAGAGAAUUGUGGACUGUGGUAUUCUGCAUAGCCAGCUCCGUGUACUUAGCAAGUGGAAUAAUAUAUGAUAUUUUCGGAAGCGGGGAAACACAAUCGUGGAAUAAUCUAAAUGAAACAAAGAAUAAACCGCAAGAGCAGAAAUCCACUUACAACACAUUCGAAGACAUCAAAAUGGACAAAGUGCAAACGUGA